AUGGUGACUGGCAUUGUAUUUAUCCACCUUUAUCAUAUUUCUUUCUUUCUCUCUUACUUAACGCUUUCUCUCGCUCUUGCAGUUUCUCUCUAUUCCAUUUUCUCUCUCAUUUUAUCUCUCUUUCAAUUUCUCUCCCUAACUUUCUCUCUCUUUCUUUUUAUCUCUCUCUCUCACUUUCUCUCUCUCUCUCUCAUUUUAUCUCUACUUCACUUUCUCUCCCUCACUUUGUCUCUUUUUCACUUUACCUCUCCCUCUCUCUCUCUCUUACUUACACUUUCUCUCACUUUCACUUUAACUCUCUUUCACAUUCUCUCUUUCUCUCGAUCUCUUUCUGACUUUCGCACUUUCUCUCUCUCACUUACUCUCUUUUUCACAUUCUCCCUCUCUUUCUUUCUCUCGUUUACACUUUCUCUCUCUCCCAAACGUCCUCUCUCUCAUUUUCUCUCUCUUUCACCUCAUCUCUCUCUUACUGUCUCUCUCCUUCAUAUUCUCUUUUUCUCCCUCUCUCUCACGUUGUCUCUCAAUUCUCUCUCUUUCUCUUUUUCUCUCAAAAUAUCUCUCUCACACUUUCUCUCUCUUUCACCUUAUCUCUCUUUCCCAUUCUCACUUUCUCCCUCUCUCACACUUUCUCUCUCUUUCACCUUGUCUCUCUCUCACUUUCUGUCUCUUUCACUUUCUCUCUUUUCACUUUCUGUCUCUCUUUCUCUCUAUCUCAAACUUUCUCUCUCUCUCCCUCCAUUUUUUAAUUUCUGUUUCUCUUUUUAA
This is a messenger RNA of Acanthosepion pharaonis, 765 nucleotides long. NCBI's taxonomy places the organism in Eukaryota, Metazoa, Mollusca, Cephalopoda, Sepiida, Sepiidae. The record is from the annotation of a GenBank genome assembly.